GUCAGUGGUCUGGAGGUCAACAUCCCUACCACGGUGGCACAUGGCAAAGUCAAAAUCAGCCAGAGCAACAGACAGCUGACCGUGGCAACUGAAUUUGGCCUUCAGGUAUCAUUUGACAGCAACUGGACUGUAGUGGUGACUCUCCCCAGCAGCUAUUAUGGAGCCACUUGUGGGCUCUGUGGGAACUUCAACGAGGUAACAACAGAUGACAUGGUUGAUCUCAAUGGGACACAAGUGUCCUCCAUCAUGGCCUGGGCCAGUAACUGGAAAGUCGAUGAUCAAGAUCCUGCUUGCUCCGAUACCUGUCAAGGAAACUGCUUGGCUUGUGAUGACGACAAGAAGGGGCUUUAUGGCAGUUGGAUAUUUUGUGGAGCUAUUAACCAUUUUGCAGAUGAACCUUUUUGGGGGUGUCGUUCCACUGUGGAUCCCACCAGCUACUACGAAGAUUGCAUCAACCGACUGUGUGCAAACAAAAGCAUCCAGGUGCUGUGCAAAGCACUGGAGGCCUAUGUCACAGCUUGUGAGGAACGGGGCAUCCUUAUUACAGAAUGGAAAAAGAAAACUGGCUGUGGUCAACACACACUUUACUACCCCGCAAAUGACCCAAUUGAUGAAGCUCCCAACUGCCCUGAGAACAGCCACUAUGAAGCCUGUGCGAAUGCUUGCCCAGAUACCUGCUCUGAGCCGUCCGCCUCCUCUGUCUGCACCCUGAAUUGCAUACCAAAUUGCCAGUGUAACAGCGGCUACGUCCUCCAUGACAGCAAGUGUGUCCCUAUGGACAGCUGUGGCUGCCUCUACAAAGGCCUCCAUUACGAACCGGGAGAAGAGUUCUGGGAAGACGAGAAGUGCCUUUCCCGCUGCAAGUGUGACCCCAGUCAGGGGCCGAUAAAAUGCUGGACAGCCAGUUGUCAGGCCAAUCAAGAAUGUACCACGGUCAACGGCGAGCACCACUGCAAAGGGUCGGGUUACUCCACCUGCAUUGGAACUGGAGACCCUCACUACACCACCUUUGACGGGCGGAAGUACGACUUCCAGGGUAGCUGCAUUUAUGAGAUGGCCGGGGUCUGCUCCGAGGACAGCCGCCUCACCCCGUUCUCAGUCAGGGUAGAAAACAACAAUCGGGGCAACAAGGCCGUGUCCUUCACCAAAGUGGUGACUUUGGAAGUCUACAAUAUGACCCUCAGCCUGAGCCAGGAGCAUCCACACAAAAUUCAGGU
Molecule: messenger RNA, 1217 nt
Organism: Thamnophis sirtalis
Lineage: Eukaryota; Metazoa; Chordata; Lepidosauria; Squamata; Natricidae
Source: RefSeq, a predicted model, not a curated record